ACAGCACUAGUAAUUUCUCGAAUUGAAUUUUGCAUAAUAUUUGUUAAAGUUAGACUUGUGUUGUUAGAUUUGUGUAGCUUAAGGUUAAAUAUUUGCCAAACAAAAUGUCGUUUGUGGAAAAAUUAACGGGACUUAUGGCACGUCCAAAUCAACAAGACCCAGCUGGCGGUCCAGAGGCACCCUGGUAUCUCAAAUAUGGCAGCCGAGUGCUUGGCAUCGUGGCCGCCUUUUUUGCCAUACUCUUUGGUCUGUGGAAUGUGCUGUCGAUCAUUGGUUUGAGCGUGUCUUGCCUCGUCGCUGGCAUAAUACAGAUGAUAGCAGGAUUUGUGGUAAUGGCCCUGGAGGCGCCUUGCUGCUUCGUGUGCAUUGAGCAGGUGGGCUCUGUGGCGGAUAAGGUCGACUCCAAGCCAAUGUAUUUCCGAGCGGGUCUCUACUGCGCUAUGGCAGUGCCUCCAAUAUUCAUGUGCUUCGGACUGGCUAGUCUCUUUGGCAGUGGUCUGAUUUUUGCCACAGGCGCUGUCUAUGGCAUGAUGGCGUUAGGCAAGAAAGCCAGCAUUGAGGAUAUGCGUGCCGCGGCGGGCACUACGACGGGAUACGGCGGAAAUUCAUCCACAACCAAUGAUCGGGCCGGCAUUGUCAAUAAUGCGCAGCCAUUCUCCUUUACCGGCGCUGUGGGCACCGACAGCAAUGUGUGAUGUAUAUAGAACCCGUAUCAAAGCCGUACGCUUGGAUCUUUUGAUCGGCUGAGGUGUGCGAUGAGAAAAUAAGACUCGCAUCGCAACGCAACGCAUAAAAGGCAACUUAAAAAUAUUAUAACUACAGCAGCAAUUCAACUGGAGCUAUUAUACAUGUGCAAUUUACUGUUGGCGACCAAUUUCAUCCAGUCCCUUGGGCAUGAAAAGAUCUCUCUCACUAAUUUGGCGUCGAGCAAACAACAAAGUCUUACGGCCCUGCCGCUGUUAACCUCAAAAAAGGUUUUUGAAAAUAUAAAAAAUAUAAAAUAACUAAAUGAAACAAGAUAAAUACUAUUAAAUAUUAAAUAUACAUACAUAUGUUUGUGUCAAUUGUGUUUGCCGAUUUCGGUUCUAAUUGUUGCCUGUCUAUCAUUCCAAUUUGGUUAACACAAAGCAUAAAAACUAUUUAACAUGUUGCUAAUCAAUUUAAAGUGAACAUAAAUAAAUUAUUGUGCGAUGUU
This is a messenger RNA of Drosophila busckii, 1195 nucleotides long. It is a transcript of the gene fwe, whose product is annotated as calcium channel flower. Gene Ontology annotation, biological process: vesicle-mediated transport. Gene Ontology annotation, cellular component: membrane. The coding region runs from base 105 to 695 and encodes 196 amino acids. The record is from RefSeq and is a predicted model, not a curated record. The transcript has 5 exons. Lineage: Eukaryota; Metazoa; Arthropoda; Insecta; Diptera; Drosophilidae.